Molecule: messenger RNA, 495 nt
Organism: Prosopis cineraria
Lineage: Eukaryota; Viridiplantae; Streptophyta; Magnoliopsida; Fabales; Fabaceae
Exons: 2
Coding region: 1-495 (164 amino acids)
Source: RefSeq, a predicted model, not a curated record
AUGGAGGCAAACAAGAUCAAGGAUUUUUUGUUCAACGAUGAUAGAUUGGUAGUAUAUAGAGAUCGGGUAUGUGUACCUGAUGAUAAAGGGGUUCGAGAGACCAUUCUAGCUGAAGCUCAUCGAAAUAAGAGGAGUAGACCGAUAAAGUUCAUGGUGGGAGACCACAUAUUUUUGAAGGUUACACCUAUGACUAGAAUUGGGAGGUCUAUUCGUGCAAAGAAAUUGACUCCUAGAUUUAUUGGGCCAUUCAAAAUUCUUGAGAGAAUUGGGCCUUUAGAAUACUGGAUUGCCCUACCUCCUCAUCUGUCAGGUGUGCACGAUGUAUUCCACGUGUCUCAAUUGAAGAAAUAUCAACCUGAUCCUUCACAUGUGAUUGAGCCCAAGGAUGUAGAGUUAUGUGAGAAUUUAACAUAUUGGGUAAAGCUAGAGAAAAUUGUAGAUGUUAAGGAGAAACAACUAAGAAAUAAGACAAUUCGGCUGGUGAAAGUCAUAUAG